This is a messenger RNA of Bolinopsis microptera, 1410 nucleotides long. RefSeq lists its product as uncharacterized. Gene Ontology annotation, molecular function: DNA binding; zinc ion binding. The transcript has 8 exons. Lineage: Eukaryota; Metazoa; Ctenophora; Tentaculata; Lobata; Bolinopsidae. Bases 40 to 1410 code for a protein of 456 amino acids. The record is from RefSeq and is a predicted model, not a curated record.
AGGCAGCUAUAUAUAUAAGUUCAGUUAACAACAAGACGUAUGGAGUCAAGUCUGGAUCAGUUUACGUUUAACAGCAGACCGGCAGCUGCAAACUUCCAGCCCGGCUGUAAAGACCAGGGAAGACCGGACAAGGAACAGUUCAAGUACACAGUGAUCAUAUGCAACAACACAUGCUCUGUUUGCCAGUACUGUCAUAUCAAGAUAAAGCAGCAAGACCUGAUGCUGAUGACGAAGUCUCAGAGGACGACAAACGAUGCAUCGAACACUCCAUGCUUUUAUGGCUUCCAUUGUGACUGCUUUUUUUUGUCAUCAAACGUUCUUAAAAGCUCUACAGAACUGUAUGGGUUUAACAGUCUUUCUAAAUACCAUCGACAUUACAUCGCUAGAAAAAUAUCAAAGUCGCAGUCAAAGGCUCAAGUCGGCGGAUCACGGGAAAUUCCGGGUGAUUUGAAAGUGGGAUACUCAAUAUUAGAUCGGAGGUUCAACCACUACUGUGAACAAUGUAACAUGGCUAUGCUUGCAAGUGACAUUAAAAUCGCGGGCAUUCUGAAGAAGCACAGUGAUUUGGUAGUUUAUCAUCCGAGAUGCUUCUCUCAAGCUUUUGAAAGACACCCUGUAAAAUUGCAGGGGCUGGAGAAGCUAUUACCGUACGAUAUAUCCGGACUAAAGUCAAUACUGAACAUUAUCACUACCUCAAGUACCCCACAUAACAAAUAUCAAAGCAAGUCUACCCCAAUUGAAAAUGUGAUGAAGUUUAGAUCCUCAAAAGACGCUUUCUUCUGGCCACGUGCCAACUCUUCUUCAGGACCUGCCAAUAUGGAAGAACAGAACACAGCCAGCUCCUCCUUCUCUUCCUCGUCUGGUGACAAGAUAUGGGACUCCCUUCAUCCAUCACGUCAACAACCUCCCAAUAAUCCCAGCUACAAAUCACGGAGUAAACCAUCCUCGUUCGAUGAUUUGAUACGAAAUCAUUCGAAUAGAAACCCAGAUAGUGUCCAUCGUGCUAUUUCCAAUCCGCCAAGGACUGCUGAUCUUUCCAGAAAAAGAAAGACUUCAUUCAAACCAAACACGGACCACUCAAAUUCACGAUGGUCGAAUCACGGUAGUGAUCCUAAGAAGACUGCCAACCCGCCUAAAAGAGAGCAAUCUCACGAAUCUUGUAGAACUUCUGAUUCUCAUUCAGGGUUCAGUAAGGAGUCUGACCCGGAAACGUCGGAACCUUCCGGUAAGGUGGAGCUAAAGAAGAGUACUAUCCGGAGUGAAAUAACCAAGAUAUUGUACAAAUAUAACCACGACUACAUCACAUCCAAGAUAGUUCGGACCAUGUUGAUGCAGAAGUUUUUACUCUCGAGCUCCAGUGCAAAGGUUUCAUCUUCCCCUACCCACCCCAACCCCUGGAUUAAUCAGUGA